Carassius auratus (goldfish) is the source of this 7020-nucleotide messenger RNA. Its product is annotated as collagen alpha-1(XI) chain. Bases 372 to 5828 code for a protein of 1818 amino acids. Gene Ontology annotation, molecular function: extracellular matrix structural constituent. NCBI's taxonomy places the organism in Eukaryota, Metazoa, Chordata, Actinopteri, Cypriniformes, Cyprinidae. The transcript is spliced from 67 exons. The record is from RefSeq and is a predicted model, not a curated record.
CGCGCAAGAGGGUGACCAGGGGAGGCUUAGGAAAACUGAUGGGUGGAUCCCUGGCCAACUUUAAGCCCCGUGAUUUGCUAAUCGGGGUAUUUUUUCCUUGUCAUUUUCCUGUAAUUCAGGGACUGGGUCCAGCCCUCUUGACGGUGAGGCGAUCGAGCGCUCCGCGUCUCAUUUUGAUUAAAGCCCGAAUCCCUUCAGUCUGAAGGCUGGGCGCAAGAAAAGGAGGAUCGAAGGGGGCCCGGCGAGACAUAAUACCCUUCAUCUAUGGCUGUUUAGAGCAGAUCGGGCACAUUUGGGAUUGUAGAAGGGACAUCAUUUUCAAAUUAGCAGAGGUCGCCCUGGGUUUUGUACACAUUUGUGGGCGCCCGACCAUGGAGAGGCCAAGGUGGUCCCCAAUGUGGAAAACGAAAAGGUGGCUUUUGGAUUCCACUGUUUUCAAAUUCAUCACAGUUUCCCUCGUCCUGGUUCUGCAGGCUCCAAAUGUCAGAGCAGCAGAACCUGUGGAUGUCCUAAAAGUAUUAGAAUUUCCCACUGUCCCAGAAGGAGUAGAGAAAACUUCAGGAUUUUGCACAAACCGAAGAGCAUCACAGCCGGACACGGCCUACAAAAUAGGCAAGAAUGCCCAGAUCAGUGCCCCAACCAAGCAGCUUUUCCCAGAUGGUGUGUUCCCUGAAGACUUUUCCAUCCUAACCACCAUCAAGCCCAAAGCUGGAAUCCAGUCCUUCCUUUUGUCCAUCUACAACGAGAAAGGCGUCCAGCAACUAGGCGUGGAGGUGGGCCGCUCACCUGUCUUCCUGUACGAGGAUCAGACAGGCAAGCCUGCCCCGGAGGAUUACCCACUGUUCCGCUCCCUCAACCUGGCCGACGGAAAGUGGCAUCGUGUAGGCAUCAGUGUUGAGAAGAAGACCGUGACCAUCAUUGUUGACUGCAAGAAGAAACUGACAAAGCCCUUGGGCAGGAGUGACCAUGCUGGAAUUGACACCAGUGGUAUAACCGUUUUUGGAACCAGGAUCCUGGAUGAAGAAGCGUUUGAGGGUGACAUCCAGCAACUGCUGAUUGUGGCCGACCCUAAAGCAGCUUACGACUACUGUGAACACUACAGCCCAGACUGUGACGUCCCCCAUAAGGACACCCUUCAAGCACAGGAGCCCAGAGAGGAGUACACAACUGCUGUUGAUUACGGUGAUUUAUAUGAUUAUUAUGAGGGAGCGACCCCCACAGCCACAGAUGGAUAUUCUGAGCCGCAGCCUAACAAUGUAGAUGGGGAGUACUAUACAGACAGUGAACUUGACUACGGAACAGUAGAUGCUUCCAAAACUCAGUCUCCUGUCGCAACCACUGGACCAAACCAGGCUGUGGAAGAGGACGUUUUCGGUGAUUAUGUCACUGAGACGGCCCAAGCUGGUCUGGAUCCAACCAUUGCCCCAGAAGCCGCGCUGCCAAGCGGCACCACAGAACCCGUUGGAGUGGAUGCGUAUGACUUUAAGGAGUAUGAUCUUAAGGAAUAUGAUGUGACUGGCAAAAAUCAAUAUGAGUAUGGGGCGUAUGAUGAGUUUGGCAAUGUGGCUCCAAAUCCUACGUCCAAUUACGAGGAUAGUUUCGGGCCAGGGGUUGCUGCCGAAACCGACAUCGCUGAAACAGAAGUGACGUCGGAUUUGGGUGGUGGUGCUGCUCUGGGUCAGAAGGGAGAAAAAGGAGAACCUGCAGUGAUUGAGCCGGGAAUGCUGAUUGAAGGACCUGCUGGACCACCUGGACCUGCUGGUCUUCCAGGCCCUUCAGGUUUACAAGGCCCCCCUGGUUCAGCCGGAGAUCCUGGUGACAGGGGUCCUCCUGGCCGUGCUGGUCUUCCCGGAGCGGAUGGCAUGCCAGGACCCCCUGGUACUAUGCUGAUGCUGCCAUUUCGGUUUGGAGGUGAUGGGGAAAAGGGUCCAGUGGUGUCGGCUCAGGAGGCCCAGGCUCAGGCCAUUCUCUCUCAGGCCAGGCUCGCCAUGAGAGGUCCACCAGGUCCAAUGGGUCUCACUGGAAGAUCCGGCCCAGUGGGUCUUCCAGGAGCCCCUGGGCUGAAGGGAGAUAGUGGAGACUCUGGUCCUCAGGGUCCAAGGGGUAUCCAAGGCCCACCAGGGCAAAUGGGAAAACCUGGCAAGAGAGGUCGUGCUGGAGCCGACGGGGCCCGUGGAAUGCCUGGAGAAUCUGGAUCUAAGGGUGACAGAGGUUUUGAUGGGCUUCCAGGUCUGCCCGGCGAGAAGGGACACAGGGGUGAGAACGGUCCUCCUGGUCCACCUGGAUCUCCCGGAGAGGACGGACCAAGGGGAGAAGAUGGAGAGAUUGGACCAAGAGGACUUGCUGGUGAGAGUGGGCCACGAGGUCUGCUCGGCCCCAGAGGCCCUCCUGGAUCUCCUGGACAACCUGGCAUUGCUGGUGUUGAUGGUCCACAGGGUCCCAAAGGAAACAUGGGACCCCAGGGAGAGCCGGGGCCUCCUGGUCAACAGGGAAUCCCAGGAUCACAGGGUCUUCCAGGUCCACAGGGCCCCAUCGGACCUCCUGGAGAAAAAGGUCCUCAGGGAAGGUCCGGUUUGCCAGGAUUGCCUGGCGCAGACGGACCUCCUGGACAUCCUGGUAAAGAGGGUCCACCUGGAGAGAAAGGAGCUUUGGGCCAGCCCGGCCCCCAGGGCCCCAUCGGCUAUCCUGGCCCUCGCGGUGUGAAGGGUGCUGAUGGCGUUCGUGGACUGAAGGGAGGCAAAGGAGAGAAGGGCGAGGAUGGUUUUCCAGGUUUCAAGGGAGACAUGGGUCUCAAAGGCGACCGGGGUGAGCUUGGAUUGGCCGGACCCAGAGGUGAGGACGGACCAGAGGGCCCGAAGGGUCGUGCAGGUCCCAAUGGUGAAUCUGGACCCCUGGGACCUGCUGGAGAAAAGGGCAAACUUGGUGUUCCGGGAUUGCCCGGCUAUCCAGGACGUCAAGGGCCAAAGGGUUCGACUGGUUUCCCCGGAUUCCCAGGAGCCAAUGGAGAGAAAGGAGGCAGGGGAGUUGCAGGGAAACCCGGUCCAAGAGGUCAAAGAGGUCCGACGGGUCCCCGUGGUGCACGCGGUGCCAGAGGCCCAACAGGAAAACCAGGCCCUAAGGGCACAUCGGGCAACGAUGGUCCACCUGGCCCACCCGGCGAGAGAGGACCUCAAGGGCCCCAGGGUCCCGUUGGUUUUUCAGGACCAAAGGGCCCCCCUGGACCACCUGGAAAGGAUGGGCUGCCCGGUCACCCCGGCCAGCGGGGAGAGACUGGUUUCCAAGGCAAAACUGGCCCACCAGGACCUGGAGGUGUUGUUGGACCACAGGGUCCAACAGGAGAAACCGGCCCUGUUGGUGAGAGAGGACAUCCUGGACCCCCUGGGCCCCCCGGAGAGCAAGGUCUUCCAGGUGCUGGUGGAAAAGAAGGUGCAAAGGGAGAUCCAGGUCCUUCGGGCAGUCCAGGAAAAGACGGUCCUCCAGGACUGAGAGGGUUCCCAGGAGAGAGAGGUCUUCCUGGAGUGACGGGUCCAUCUGGUUUGAAAGGAGCCGAGGGCCCUCAGGGCCCACCUGGUCCUGUUGGUUCCCCUGGUGAGAGAGGAGCAGCAGGACCUGCUGGCCCCAUUGGUCUGUCUGGACGCACUGGACCUCAGGGACCCCCAGGACCUGCUGGAGAGAAGGGUGGACCGGGAGAGAGAGGUCCCCCAGGUCCAGCUGGUCGGGAUGGAGUACAAGGUCCAGUUGGUCUGCCAGGUCCAGCAGGACCUCAGGGUCCACCUGGAGAAGAUGGUGACAAGGGAGAAGUGGGAGAACCAGGCCAGAAAGGAAGCAAAGGUGACAAAGGCGAACAUGGUCCCCCGGGUCCACCUGGUCUUCAGGGAACUGUUGGAGCUCCUGGACCUGCUGGAAGUGAUGGUGAGCCAGGUCCUCGUGGACAGCAGGGUAUGUUUGGACAGAAGGGAGAUGAAGGAUCCCGAGGCUUCCCUGGACCUCCUGGUCCCAUCGGUCUGCAGGGUCUUCCUGGACCAUCUGGUGAGAAAGGAGAAAAUGGAGACGUUGGUCCUAUGGGUCCCCCUGGCCCACCUGGUCCCAGAGGUCCUCAAGGUCCUUCCGGUGCUGACGGUCCACAAGGUCCUCCUGGUGGAAUAGGAGGAAUGGGAUCUGUAGGUGAGAAGGGUGAGCAAGGAGAAGCUGGAAACCCUGGACCUCCUGGCGAGCCUGGACCUGGGGGCCCAAAAGGUGAGAGAGGAGAGAAAGGUGAAGCUGGUCCCUCUGGUGCUGCUGGACCUGCAGGUCCCAAAGGACCCCCUGGAGAUGAUGGACCCAAGGGUAAUCCUGGCCCUGUUGGUUUUCCUGGAGACCCAGGUCCACCUGGUGAGCCAGGUGUUGCUGGAAUUGAUGGAGGCCCAGGAGAAAAAGGAGAGGAUGGAGAGUCUGGUCAACCUGGUCCUCCUGGUCCUUCUGGAGAAGCUGGCCCACCAGGACCUCCUGGCAAAAGAGGACCCCCGGGGGCUUCUGGAGCUGAAGGCAGACAAGGAGAGAAGGGCGCCAAGGGUGAGGCAGGAGCUGAGGGUCCACCAGGUAAAACUGGGCCAGUUGGCCCUCAGGGCCCUCCCGGAAAGCCUGGUCCCGAAGGUCUACGAGGAAUCCCUGGUCCUGUGGGUGAACAAGGACUUCCUGGUGCUCCUGGACAAGACGGCCCACCUGGACCAAUGGGACCUCCUGGUCUCCCAGGCCUGAAAGGAGACCCCGGCUCUAAGGGUGAGAAGGGUCACCCCGGUCUUAUUGGUCUCAUCGGACCCCCCGGUGAGCAGGGAGAGAAGGGAGAUCGGGGUUUGCCUGGUCCUCAGGGCAAUGCUGGCAGCAAGGGUGAUUCUGGUGUCAGUGGUGCUUCUGGUCCGCUUGGUCCACCCGGUCCUCCUGGAUUGCCUGGUCCACAAGGGCCAAAGGGAUCCAAGGGUUCGACUGGUCCUGCCGGUCAAAAGGGAGACACCGGCUCAGCUGGACCUCCUGGUCCUCCUGGUCCCCCUGGUGAGAUCAUCCAGCCUCUGCCUUUCCAGAUGCCCAAGAAGUCCCGUCGCUCCAUCGACAUGCAAGCGGACGAGGCUGGCACCAUGCUGGACUACGGAGAGGGCAUGGAAGACAUCUUCAGCUCCUUGAAUAACCUCAAACAGGACAUCGAGCGCAUGAAGUACCCCAUGGGCACGCAAAGCAACCCCGCACGAAGCUGUAAAGACCUACAGCUCGCUCACCCAGAAUUCCCAGAUGGUGAUUACUACAUUGAUCCCAACCAGGGAUGCUCAGGGGACUCCUUCAAAGUGUACUGCAACUUCACGGCGGGAGGCGAGACCUGCAUCUUCCCUGAUAAACAGUCAAAUGGAGUGAGAAUAUCUUCAUGGCCCAAAGAGCUUCCUGGCUCCUGGUUCAGUGAAUUUAAGCGUGGCAAAAUGCUUUCAUACGUGGACGCAGAAGGCAACUCGAUAAACGAGGUCCAGAUGACCUUCCUCAAACUACUGACAGCUUCCGCCAGGCAAAACCUGACCUACAGCUGCCACCAGUCGGUCGCCUGGCACGACGCCACUACGGACAGCUACGAGAAGGCAAUUCGCUUCCUCGGCUCCAAUGACGAGGAGCUGUCAUAUGACAGCAACCCCUUCAUCAAGGCCCUGUCAGACGGCUGUGCGGUGAAAAAGGGCUACGGAAAGACGGUGCUGGAGAUUAACACUCCCAAGAUCGAUCAGGUUCCGAUCAUCGAUGUGAUGAUCACUGACUUUGGGGAUCCUAAUCAGAAAUUUGGAUUCGAAGUUGGUCCAGUCUGCUUCCUUGGCUAAUAAAAACACAGACAAAGAAAAAAAUACCCAUAACUUGGCAGGGUAGGACGGGUUAGCGCACGAGUCAAGACUUUUUUUCUUGAUCUCAUCAAACCAUCAAGACCCUGUUCCAGCCACAUGCAAGUUUUGAAUAAAAAAUAAAUAAAUGGGGUUGCAAACACGUCUUACCUUGUAUGUAUGUAUUACCCAGGAAAAUACUUGUUGCCCUUGUAGGGCAAGGAUCACAUGAAACCUGUUAUGAAACGAAAAGGUGAAGGACAACGUCAAGCCAAGGCAAUCGGUGAACCUGGGAGGUCCACGAGACGGAGAAAGGGAGGACCUCUCAUCCGGAGUCUAUCGGUGCAGCGCAAAAAAUAAAAAAUAAAUUAAAAGAAAAAAAGACGACAACAAUGGUGCUUGUUCAAAAUACAAAAAAAGAGGUGCUAUGAGAAAGAGGAUGUAUUUUAAUAAAACUGUAAUUAUUAUUUUGUACAUUAUUGUUGUUUCUGAAUCCACUUUCAAAACUUGCAUGUGUGUAACAAUUGCAUCUGGCUCUUAAUUUCCAAAUCCCUCACAAAGGUUUAUAAGUUAUAGAACUGAAUAAAUAAAGAAUGAAAUAAUGAUAUUUUGUGGAUGAAAUACUGUGUACUUAUUAUUAAGCAAAUAAAAGACAGCAUUCAAACAGUUCCCUAUUAUUAAUUAUAAUGUAAGUCCUUUGUAUAUAUUGACCAUCCCAAAGUCGCUCACAGUCUGGCCCUUGAACACCUCGAGGAAGAUUCUACAGCACAUGCAACGCAACUGAUGUUGGCUCCUGUGCUUGAUUUAAGUAAUCUUGCCAUUCAUUCACUUUAAUUUAAUUUUUGUUUGUUAUUUGUUUGUUUUUAGGAUUUUUAUUUUUUCAGUUGUAGAUCGGUCGCAUACCUCAAACUAUCUUGAAAUUAACCAUACCGAUGCAAGUAUGAUGUGCCCUGUAUAUAACUUGGUUAUACAGUUAAGUUUAUAUAUUUUGGGUGGGGAUUUUGUUUUUUGUUUUUUUUUUUAAAUGGGAAAAAUACAUAUCUGUUAGGCCUCUUUUUGUUCGAAACCUUCUGUGAAUGCAAUGCUAAGGCCUUUUCGGUGACCCAUUUUUGUAACUAAAAUGAGAAAUUGUUUUAAAUGUGCUUUUUAUGGUUCAUUUCAUUAUUAAAAACUGGAUUCCAAACCAACCAUGAAA